UCAGCCAUCAAGGGAUAUCGGAGGCGUUUGGACUGGAUCUAAACACUGUUCCAGCUUAAAUAGCAUUACUACUGGGAAACCAGGAAUAUUAGUAUCAGCAUCUAUCAUGUGGACGAUGGCUAUCACAUUCUGCCUGUUGGCUCCCUUCCAUAAAGCCCAUGAUACAUGUCCAGAAGUGAAAGUUGUGGGUGUUGGUGAUUCGGACAAGCUGACCAUUCUCCGAGGCUGUCCCGGAUUACCAGGAUCUCCAGCUCCAAAAGGAGAACUGGGGUCAAAAGGAGAAAAAGGAGCCCGCGGAGACCCGGGGAAACAUGGACCUCCAGGUCAGAAAGGUGAAAAGGGAGACAAUCAGGACGCACUCUCAUUCUAUGCUGCCAGAAACUGCAAGGAACUACUAGACCAAGGAGAAGUCCUCAGCGACUGGUACAUAAUAUACCCAGAUGGUGUCCAACCCAUGAAGGUGCUGUGUGAUAUGCAUACCGACGGAGGAGGCUGGAUAGUUUUCCAAAGACGUUGGGAUGGCUCCGUGGAUUUCUUUCGUGACUGGAAGUCCUACAAGUCAGGGUUUGGCAGCAGGCUGAAUGAGUUUUGGCUGGGGAAUGAUAAUCUUCACAAAUUAACCUCAUCAGGUACAUGGGAACUGAGGGUUGAUCUACAAGACUUUGAGAACGCAAAGCACUUCGCUAAAUACGAAUCCUUCCGGAUUCUGGGGGAGUCAGAGAAAUUUAAGUUAUUAAUUGGAGCCAUGAAGGGGGGUAAUAUAGAGGAUGCUAUGAAGGUUCACAACACCAUGCCAUUUUCCACCAAGGACCAAGACAACGACAUACUGCCGGAACACUGUGCCGAUAGAUAUAAGGGAGGAUGGUGGUACAACGGCUGCCAUCAUUCAAACCUGAAUGGGUUGUACUUGUUAGGAAGUCACAGCAAUACGGCCGAGGGGAUCAACUGGUACGGAGGCAGAGGGCACAACUAUUCCUACAAACGUUCCGAAAUGAAAAUUAGGCCUUCGUAAACUCUCAGUAAUUACAUUUUAAAACCCUACGGGGCCUAAAAUCAAGGGGCGGAUUCAUCACCAUGUAACGUUUUUCACGUUUUUGCGGCAAAAAUCACAAAUUCAAGUUUCUGAAAUUAGGGAUUAUUAAAAACCCUGCCAAUCCAUGUAGAAGUCGAUGAGAAUUGUAUUUUCAAAAUUCAUUUGGACACUUGGCUUGUUGAAAAUAAAGGCUAGAAUGUGACUUCA
This is a messenger RNA of Xenopus tropicalis (tropical clawed frog), 1240 nucleotides long. RefSeq names its product ficolin 2-like (gene fcn2l). NCBI's taxonomy places the organism in Eukaryota, Metazoa, Chordata, Amphibia, Anura, Pipidae. The transcript has 8 exons. The record is from RefSeq and is a predicted model, not a curated record. The coding region runs from base 107 to 1012 and encodes 301 amino acids.